AUGCAUACCCUCAAGCCUGUUGCGUCGUCGACGCUGUCGCUGCCCACUGAUAACUAUAUCUAUAAACUAACGCCUGCUGCGCCGGGUACCUUCGCAGCUAUCUCAUCUGAUGACUCGCUGCGAGUGUUUGACGCGAACCUGAACGCGUCCGUGCUAUCCCCCGCAGCCCACGCCGGCGUGACCUCUCUGUCCAGAUUUGGUGACUCCCUGCUGGCGACAGGCGGCCGAGAUGGAAAGGUGAAAGUGUGGGACGCCCGGGCUGGGAAGUCCGUGGUGGAGAUGCAGACGGGUGAGUUUAUUGUUGCUAAGCUUUCAAAAUCUAUUCCCAGUUGGGAUGCCCAAAUCGGAUACAUGCAUGGCAGUUCCGCGGGAGAGUCUGCCGGGGAAAAAUUAAAGUGCGAUUUUGGACUAAUACCCAGUAGCGAAACAGGCCCCGGUUCUCUCGGUGGCGUGCUGCCCCGAGACGAAUACCGUCGUGGCGGGCACGGAGCUGGUCUCAUCCCAGGCCGUUGUAGCCUUCUGCUUCAAUAUCACCCGACCCGCAGCAACAUCCUGCUCUCCGGCAGCACGGACGGGCUAGCCAACAUCUACGACACGACAAUCAGCGAUGAAGACGAAGCCCUGGUCCAGGUCAUCAACCACGGCUCCAUCCACCAUGCCGGAUUCCUGUCCGAGCGGGCCAUCUUCGCCCUGAGUCACGAUGAGCUGUUCUCCGUGCACCCGGCCACAGACCCGGACGAUGCAGCCCAGGAGCCCGAGCCCGUGCAAUUUGGAGAUCUGCGCGAGCCGCUGGGUUGCGAGUACAUUGCGCAGCUUUGUCUCGGUGCGCAGCCGUACAUUGCCGCCGGUAACAAGGAGGAAAACCGGCUCGAUCUGGUCCCGUUGGUCUCUGGGCCUUGGUCGUUGGAUCGUGAGAAUCUGUGGCGCCUGCCUGGCGCCCAUGGGGAAGAGGUUGUGCGUUCCGUCCAUUUGGAUGAGCAGAGCUCAUCUGUCUUCACUUGUGGUGAGGAUGGCUAUGUGCGGGUGUGGAAGCCCGAGGGAGGGCCCGGUGAGACUGCCCAGUCUGAAUCCAAGUCGAAGGCUCGGCCGAAGGAGAAGAAGAAGGAUCGGUUCAGACCGUACUGA
Penicillium olsonii is the source of this 1125-nucleotide messenger RNA. The record is from the annotation of a GenBank genome assembly. NCBI's taxonomy places the organism in Eukaryota, Fungi, Ascomycota, Eurotiomycetes, Eurotiales, Aspergillaceae.